Messenger RNA from Marasmius oreades (fairy-ring Marasmius), 1370 nucleotides. RefSeq lists its product as uncharacterized. Bases 329 to 1219 code for a protein of 296 amino acids. NCBI's taxonomy places the organism in Eukaryota, Fungi, Basidiomycota, Agaricomycetes, Agaricales, Marasmiaceae. The record is from RefSeq and is a predicted model, not a curated record. The transcript is spliced from 9 exons.
CACCCAUAAACCUUGGCUGACACGGUCUCUACCAAGCAGCUCGAGCUCAUCGUCUUUCGUUUUCUUCUGACUGCGCAACUCUAGAGGCUCAAGCUCGAUCCACACUGGAAAAAUUUCCUUUUCAUCGGAAUAAAUCAAUCUCAUCUCUUCAGAUGUGGAAAAUACGAGGACGGAGAGUGUGAUAUAUCGGAUCAUGGUGUAGAGUUUACAAACGAUCUCGAAUUCAUGGACGCUCUUAGCAGCGAACGAUAUUACGUCCAGGCGUCCAGACGUUCGUAGAUACGAUUUCCCAUCUUCAUCUCCGUCGAAACCGCGUACUUGAAGCAACAUGACCAUUGCUGCGCUUGACGAAGCCUUACUGCGCUUACGACGACUUCAAGUUUUCACAAAUCGCCUCAUGGGCAAAGUAGGACUGCAUAAAUACGAUAACGACUCGCAGCAUCUGACCCUACAUCAUCCUGACCUCCCAAUCGAAAUCAUGCAAAGCGAACGACAACGACGAGCUCAAGCCGCUGAAGAACGCCUUCGAAGACUACAAAAUUCGACGUCUUUGAAUGUUCCUUCCAAGUCGACUUACAAAGACCAUGACGCAGGCGUUUGGGAUCGGCAUGAGAUCCGCAAACAAAUCAACACGCUUUUGGAGAAGCAUGGUGUACGCACACUGAAAACGCUGCGUUCGAUUGCUGAAAAUAUCCUCAAACCUGAGAACCUGGACAACCCGAAGAGCAAGUACAAAAUCCUAGCAAUGGAGUCUGAUGCCGUGAAGAAGAAGAUAACAGAGCCUGCUGGUGUCAAGCAGAUGGUCAUUGACAUGGGAUUUCGAAAGAUGGACAUUGUGAAAAAUCAAGAACAUCGCGUCUGGUUGCUCAACUAUCGCGAUCGCCUUCGUUUGUACGAAGAGCUCCUGAACAACGCUAUAGUCGAAGCGCCUAUUAACGAAGCUCGAAGGGAUGAGGACUUAAGGAUCCGAAGGGAAAGAGAAGAGAAAGAGGAUUCGCGAAUGAAGGAACGCCAGCGGUUCAGGGAUGACAGAGCCCGUGUUCGUGAACGAUGUGAACGGGAAAAGCAGUUGAGAGAGAAUAGGCAAGUAGACCUUGGUACAUCUCGGGCAGUGGUGCCGGCGAAAUCGGCGAAGAUUCAUACUUUGAGCGACACCCUCUCGAAAGAAUCAGAUGCUUGUGGGGCCACGGUCGCCAAACCCCAUGGAACCGCCAUUUAGGUACAGACACACGGAUAGACGGUCUCUGUUUGCCCUUUUCUUUUGUAUGCUUCGAGUUUUCUAAGCAACAGACAGGAGGAAUCUGAUGAUACGAGGGAAUGAUGUUCUUAUGGUUGAUAAUGCUACGAAAAGAUGAAUUUUGACGAGCCUC